GGGGGGAGGGCAGGCCGGUGCGCGUGCCCGCUGUGCGCUCCGCGCGGGCUCCGUGAGGAGGUGAGUGGCGGCGGGUCGGGCGGCCGAGGCGGCGGCGGCCGGGGGGCGGAGCGGCGCUGCGCGGCGGGGCCCUGAGCCCGCCGGGGCCCUGAGCCCGCCGGCCCCCACCUCUGCCUGCCGCACGCACGCAGCGGAGACCCCCUCCCCCCGCGGCCCCGGGCCCUCCCCGCGCCGCCGGAGCGGGGGCUGCAGCCGCCGGCGCCCCCCGCGGAGCGCUGCCCGCCGCCGGCCGGGCUGUCAGGGCGCCCCCGCCGCCUCCUCCCCCUCGCCCCUCUUUAUCCCGGCCCCGCGCUCUUCCCUGUCAUUCAUUUGUCACUUCCCCGCUCCCAUUUUUUCCCCUCGCCCCCUCUCCCUCUCGUCCCUCCGUUGUUUCCUUCCCUUGCCGGCCUUUUUUUCUUCCGCCAUCUAUUUUUAUCUUCUUUUCAUCCCCCUCGCCUCCCCCCCCGCCCCUUCUCCUGCCCUCCUCCCCUCGCUCCUUCCGUCCCCCUUCACUUUCUCUGGGCGCUUGUGUGUGUUUCAGGCCUUCAAGGAAAAGUUGCAAAGUCCCGAGUUGUUUUGGCUGCGUUUGAGGGAGCAGGUGCCUGGCAGGAGGGAGCGAUGUAGGAGGUGCCUGGGCGCGCAGGGAGGUGCCAGGAGAUACAUGGAGAGGAUGUGGGAAUGGCAGGGGUAGGCUGGUCAGUGCACUCAGGGUGUUCCAGGGGAGAGACUCCAAAUCCUCCUUCUGGAGGGAAGGGGGAUUGAUCGCUCUAUUCCCUCUUUAUAUUUAAAAAAAGAAAAGUGAAGAAAAAAACCAAGCCAAACCCAAGCCAGUUGCCCAAGGAUGGAGUGUCAGUAGCCAACAACAGCUGGACUCGUGGGGGAAGAGGGUUCGUGCACUCACGCACACAUGAAGAGAUUCUCCAAAUUGUUUGGCUUCGUGAAGAGAUAAGGCCAGUUGAGCUCCAUGUUUUUAAAGCCAACGCAAAAAUGAUGGCGGCUUACAAUGGCGGUACGUCUGCGGCAGCAGCAGGUCACCACCACCACCAUCACCACCACCUUCCUCACCUCCCUCCUCCUCACCUCCAUCACCACCACCACCCUCAGCAUCACCUGCAUCCCGGCUCUGCGGCCGCGGUCCAUCCCGUACAGCAGCAUGCCUCUUCGGCAGCUGCGGCCGCGGCAGCGGCGGCCGCGGCGGCGGCGAUGCUGAACCCGGGGCAGCAGCAGCCGUAUUUCCCAUCACCGGCGCCGGGUCAGGCCCCUGGACCAGCUGCGGCAGCCCCAGCUCAGGUACAAGCUGCAGCAGCUGCUGCGGUCAAAGCGCACCAUCAUCAGCACUCACAACAUCCACAGCAGCAGCUGGACAUUGAGCCGGACAGACCUAUUGGAUACGGAGCCUUUGGUGUUGUCUGGUCAGUAACAGAUCCGCGAGAUGGAAAGAGAGUUGCACUCAAAAAGAUGCCCAACGUCUUCCAAAAUUUGGUCUCUUGUAAAAGGGUCUUCCGGGAGUUGAAGAUGUUGUGUUUUUUUAAGCAUGACAAUGUACUCUCUGCCCUCGACAUACUCCAGCCUCCACACAUCGACUAUUUUGAAGAAAUAUACGUUGUCACUGAGUUGAUGCAGAGUGACCUCCAUAAGAUUAUCGUCUCUCCUCAGCCGCUCAGCUCGGAUCAUGUCAAAGUUUUUCUUUACCAGAUUUUAAGAGGUCUGAAAUAUCUACAUUCUGCUGGCAUUUUACAUCGAGACAUUAAACCAGGGAACCUCCUUGUGAACAGCAACUGUGUUCUUAAGAUUUGUGAUUUUGGAUUGGCCAGGGUGGAAGAAUUAGACGAAUCCCGCCACAUGACUCAGGAAGUUGUCACUCAGUAUUACCGGGCUCCCGAAAUCCUGAUGGGCAGCCGGCACUACAGCAACGCCAUCGACAUCUGGUCCGUAGGCUGCAUCUUUGCAGAGCUACUUGGGCGAAGAAUAUUGUUUCAGGCGCAGAGUCCCAUCCAGCAGCUGGACCUGAUCACAGACCUGCUGGGCACGCCGUCGCUGGAGGCGAUGCGCACGGCCUGCGAAGGCGCCAAGGCUCACAUCCUCAGGGGUCCUCACAAACAGCCAUCCCUCCCUGUCCUGUACACACUUUCCAGCCAAGCGACACAUGAAGCAGUUCAUCUCCUUUGCAGAAUGUUGGUCUUUGACCCAUCCAAAAGAAUAUCUGCUAAGGAUGCCUUAGCUCACCCGUAUCUUGACGAAGGGCGGUUGCGAUACCACACCUGUAUGUGUAAAUGUUGUUUUUCCACAUCGACUGGAAGAGUUUAUACGAGUGAUUUUGAACCCAUCACCAAUCCCAAAUUUGAUGACACUUUUGAGAAGAACCUCAGUUCUGUUCGGCAGGUUAAAGAAAUCAUCCAUCAGUUCAUUCUGGAACAGCAGAAAGGAAACAGAGUGCCUCUCUGCAUCAACCCUCAGUCUGCUGCUUUUAAGAGCUUUAUUAGUUCCACGGUUGCUCAACCCUCUGAGAUGCCGCCAUCUCCGCUGGUUUGGGAAUAACGUGGAAGAUAAUUUACUACUGAAGAUGUAAUGUAGCUUUCCACUGGAGUCUGGGAUUUGCAAUUCUGGAGGUUAAUCAUGCUUGUACUGUAAUUUUACUAAUGAAGUUUUAAAUUAACAACCACUACUUGUACAAUAUGAAUAAUAUUUAGAAAUGUACUAGACUUUUAAUCUUGUAAAGUGGUUGUGCUUUUAGAAGAAACUGUUUUACCCAGAGCUGCAGGUGUUUUCUGCAUCGUGGUGCCGCUGCGAUGGCUCAGCGCAGGACGAACGGAAUGCAACCAAAUUCGGGGAGCUUUGUUCUCUUUUCUUUUAUUUCUUUUUUUUAUGGAAGUGGGAUUGUACAACAGCCAGACGUACGUUUUGAUAUCGAGCCAUUCCUGAAGAUUUGGGGUUUUCUAAAACUAAGGAACACAGAAAACUUGACCGCGACCAAUGACGAAGUCCCGUCGGGUGACGGUGACCACGGGCAGCGGCCGCGUCACCCGGUGGUCAGGCCCUAUAAAUAGCUUCUCACUAGAGCUGUGAUGGUGAUGUGUGCUGUUCUAAAUCAGAUGUUGUGAGUAGAGAGAAUGAGUUUGUGACUAGGAGAGACUAAACUUCUGUUUCCUUACCCAGUAUAAAUAUAUAUAUAUAUUUAAUCUAUUUUUAUUAGAAGUUUUUCUGCUCUUUCUUACAUAAAACCCCCAGCAUGCAUCUUCUAUGUGUGUAAAUAAUUCAGUUUAUGGGCUAAUUUCAGAGAUCCCGACAUCGUUGCUGUAUAGAGAGGAACUAGCUUGCACAUUCUAGGUCUGUGAAAUUUUGUGAGAACUUUUUCCUGCACUGGACAGUUGAGAGAAAAAGAAAAAGGAAAAAAAAAGCACCUAGGGAAUUGCGUUAAUUGUGUUUGUGUCGUUAGGCGAAGCUGUGGAAGUCUUGAGGUGUCUCAGUAGGACAUAACUCUGAUUACGUUUGGGCUGAUUCCCUUUCUGUUGAACACUGAAUUCUGUGCAUAUGUAUAUAGGAACACGAACCGAAGGCUCUACCUCCUGGAGAAUCCAACUUGCUUUGUUUACCUCCACAUGAGUUUUGUUUUUUAAGUUCAGUGUGGAGACUUGAAACUUGAAUGUCCCUUCCGACUUUUGUAUUUAAAACGACUAGAAAAUCCGAGACUGUUUUUCACCUGUACAAAGGAAUCCUGAAGGGUGGUCUGAAAAUCUGAGCAUUGGUCUGGAGAAAACCGUGGUGUUUGCUAUGGACAAUUAACUGUUAAAGUUAUUGUAAGUUAUCUGUAUUUAGCAGAGUAUUUUCAACAAGAGUGAUCUGAGCUGAAAUUGGAGACUAUUAGUAAGUUAUGUUUGGAAGUUUUAACUUCAAUGAAGUAAUUAUUUGCUGUGAAAGAGACAAACAUUGAAUAACUGAACAAAGAUGGUGCAAUAUCUUUGUUUUUUAUGAGGCUCCUGAGAAUAAACCAACUGAAGCAUUUCAAUUCACUUGAUUGAGAAUCGUGUUUAAUUAAAGAGCCCCAGAAGACACUGGUAUGCAAGGUAAAAUCUCAGAGGUUGGUCAGUUAUGUGGCACGCUUGCUGGUCACUUUGUACAAUGUAGAUUUGAAGUACAGUGGUGAAAACAUUAAAUGUGACAUUUGAAAAAGAAGUGGCGUUAUCUUCAUUUCCCGUCUGAUCUCCCACCGUUAUUUAAGAAUAAGCUGUUACCUCUUGAUUAAGUGCUGUCUAAACGAAUACAAGUAAAAAGACUUUAUAACA
Columba livia (rock pigeon) is the source of this 4322-nucleotide messenger RNA. RefSeq names its product nemo like kinase (gene NLK). The record is from RefSeq and is a predicted model, not a curated record. Gene Ontology annotation, molecular function: MAP kinase activity; ATP binding. Bases 1027 to 2577 code for a protein of 516 amino acids. Gene Ontology annotation, biological process: protein phosphorylation; intracellular signal transduction. Lineage: Eukaryota; Metazoa; Chordata; Aves; Columbiformes; Columbidae. The transcript has 12 exons. Gene Ontology annotation, cellular component: nucleus; cytoplasm.